CCCUUGGCUAUGAUUCCUCGCCUUAGCUACAAACCCCUGCUCCGAUCCUUCUCACCGGACGACGCGCUCCAGCAACUCGACCGCCUUCUUCACCUCUCGCCCUUUCCCUCCGACCACCGCACCUAUACCUUCCUCCUCCGUCUCUGCUCCUUCCUCCACCCCGUCCAUGGCCUCCAGCUCCACGCCCGCCUCCUCAAGUCCGGCUUCCACUCCCACCUCUUCCUCCAGAACUCCCUCAUCAGUUUUUACUCCUCCGCCGCUGACAUCCCCUCCACCCGCCGCGUCUUCGCCGGCAUCUCCUGCCCGGACGUCGUCUCCUGGACCUCCUUCGUGUCCGCUCUAGCGCGGGCCGGCCUCGACGUGGACGCGCUCGUCGCCUUCCGCUCCAUGGAUGUGCUUCCCAACGCCCUCACCCUCGUCAGCGUCCUCCCUGCUUGCGCUCGCCUCGGCGAGCUCCGAUCGGGCAGGGCUAUCCACGGCUUCGCUCGUCGCGGUACACCCAACGUCAUACUGGACAACGCUAUCCUGGAUUUCUAUAUGAGGUGUGGGGAUUUGCCCAGCGCACGCAACCUGUUCGACGAAAUGCCCCUGAGGGACGUCGUCUCGUGGACGACUCUGAUCUCCGGUUGCAACGAGAACGGACUACCUGAAGAGGCUAUAUCGGCUUUCUGCGCGAUGCUAAGAGAUGGUAUUAGUCAGGUCCAGCCCAACGAGGCCACCCUCGUAAGCGUCCUCCGUGCCUGUACUUCUCUCACAGCGUUGAGCAGAGGCAAGAGCAUCCAUUCCUACUUGGUCAAGAGUUGGGCUGGUGUCAAUGUUCUCACGGGCAAUGCUUUGAUAAACAUGUACGCAAAGUGUGGAGAAAUCGCCAUGGCCUGGAGAGUCUUUCACGGCCUUGCCCGCGGAGACUCGGUGUCUUGGUCCACCAUGAUUGCGGGUUUUGCGAUGAACAGCCGGGCAGAGCUAGCAUUGCAACUGUUUGCUUUGAUGAUUUGCCAUGGGCUCGAGCCAGACAGCGUGACCUUCCUUGCAUUGCUCACAGCCUGCUGCCAUGCAGGAUUUGUCGACCAAGGAUUGACGAUGUUUAUGUCAAUGAGCAAGAUCUAUCGUAUUUGUCCUGAAAAGAAACAUUUCACAUGUAUGAUAGAUACCUUGGGGAGGGCUGGGCGCCUAAAGGAAGCGGAAGAGUUCUUCAGGAGCCUACCCAUUGAACCUGACAAGCAUGUAGUAGGAGCUCUGUUAAGUGCAGGCAAGAAGCACGGUUGCAAUCAAGCAGAAAGCAUGAUCUUUUAUGAGAAGGAUUUUGUCAGUCACUUGGGCUUUGGAGGAGGCACUUACGCAUUGGUGUCUAAUAUUUUGACUGAUGCUGGUAGAUACGAGGCUUCUUAUCAUGUGAGAGAUCUAAUGAGAAUACAGAAGGUAAAGAAGACAGCUGGUUGCAGUAGGAUUGGAGUUCAUUGACAUUGGCUAAAACCGCCUAUUGAAGAGGUACCUCAAACAACUGCAGAAACUUGUAUUAUUAUUAUUGUUUAUUUAUUUAUCAAUUUGACCUUGUAAAUAUACCUAUAAACGUGGACUCCCAACGUCCAAGCAACAGUGAGUGUAUGCAAAGCAAAACUGGGUUUGCUUCCUUUAAACUUAUGCCCCCUGGGAAGGAAAGGAGAGGACAAAACAAAACAAAAGCAAGGCCACAAUUAUUAUGUACAAUAUUCAAACACGACUGCUCUGAUCAUUGUCUAUCAUGUCAGAUAAAAGCGGAGGAACAC
Messenger RNA from Zingiber officinale, 1766 nucleotides. RefSeq names its product pentatricopeptide repeat-containing protein At1g08070, chloroplastic-like. The coding region runs from base 10 to 1461 and encodes 483 amino acids. The transcript has a single exon. Gene Ontology annotation, biological process: RNA modification. The record is from RefSeq and is a predicted model, not a curated record. Gene Ontology annotation, molecular function: protein binding; RNA binding. Lineage: Eukaryota; Viridiplantae; Streptophyta; Magnoliopsida; Zingiberales; Zingiberaceae.